CUGUCUUAUUUGGUCUGGCGUUAUGCAACUACUAUACAGAAGAUUCAGUUGUGGAACUUUUGUAGAAUUGGUGUCCGUAUCUUCAACUUUUAUGCUUUUUUCGCUGGAAGUUCAUCGGAGGUUUUUGUUUCUUGAUUGUCAUUUGAGUACUUUUGCUAUGCUGCCCCUCUUGGGUUUGUCCUUUUUAUUGUAGUUGCUGUGAGAUAUGCCAUGUAUUUCUAAAGUGCAUGUGUCUUGUUGUGCUUGCUCAUGUUCUUUAAGUGCUAGUCCUGUAGUGUUUGCUUCUGCUGAUUGCAGAAGUUAACUCUCAUGGGUUGGUGGCUGGGCCUUGACUGAUGCCUUCUUCUUUGCAGACCUGUAUUUAUUGGAUUGGUUCUUGGGUGUUGAUUGAUGCCUUAUUUUUCGGUUUUAUGUUUCUGAUUUUCCUGUUCAGUUACCUUCUUUUUGGCUUAUUUCCCCCAACUUUCCUGUUUGGCAUGUGAUCUUUUAUCUGCAACGGUGCUAUAUCAAUCAAAAAAUGAUGGUCAAUAAUUCUUCUUAUACAAGUUGUCACCUCUGUCUCUGUUACAUUAAUUUGACAUCUAACCAUAGAAAAAUAAUGACACAGUGCCAUAGAAAACUAAUUGAAAAUGUCACACUGUCAAUUACUUGUAUGAUGAAAUGUUUUGAAUCAGUGCAGAUUGAUGUGGGGGAAUUUUUACUUAGAGUAAGGAUCUUACAUAAACAAAAUCAGAAUACACCAUUGGAAAAUUAGUUUCUUAUGAAAUCUUCAGAUAUACUCUAGAUUUACUUUGUUAUUUCCAAGUCAUCAUAAACUCUAUGCCUAUUUUUAUUUUGUUCCAAUAAAGCCAAGAUCCAUGUACUCUUAGUUAUGUGCAUUUAUACUGUUGUGCAUAAUGAUACAUAGAAAAUUAAAAUAGCCCUUGCAGUGGAUUUAUAUAUUUUGAUGUAGCUUCACUCUAUUAUCAACGCUCCAUUGUUCCAUUAAACAGUCAGAAUGAUUGAGUUUAUGCAUUGUAUCAAGGUACUUUGUAACCAUCUUAAUGAAGAAAAUGUUCUGGUCGAGAUCAAGGGUGCACUCAAACUGAAACAAAUUGCUGGUGCGAUCAUAUUCAGAUGACCUGCAGAAUGGCAGCUGGUCAACAAAAAAAGCGGCUCGCAAGUUCUAACCUGCACGAACAAUAUAGAGGAAAGAAGAAGAAAAAGCUGGACUCGUCUGAUUAUGUGUUGAAUUUGAGAUCACAUAUUGAUCUAGAAUGGGAUGACAAUCUGAAGAGAGCUGUGGCAAAGAGGGAACAAGUUGGGAUAACAUGGAUGUACAUGGCAUCUUUUGUUGAUUCAGUUCCCAAAAGUCAUUCAGAUCUAGCUGAUGUCAUAUCUGUUCCUCAAGAAAUUUUUUCUUUGGAAAAUUUGACUGAGGUGCUUUCUUAUGAGGUUUGGGCAACAUGUCUGUCAGAGUCGGAGAGAAAGCUUCUCACUCAGUUUCUUCCUAGUGGGACAGGUGUAGAACAUGCAGUUCAUUCACUUCUCAAUGGGGAAAACCAUCACUUUGGAAAUCUUUACCUAAAAUGGUCUGCUUCACUUUGUGCUGGUAAUCUUCAUCCAGAUGCUGUUGUUCGUACAGAGCAGCAAUUCAGAGCCAAUAGAAGGGCAUACUAUUAUGAGAUAAAUAAGUACCAUACUGGAAUGCUCGAGGUUCUGAAAAAAUGGAAGGAGAAAUGGUUACGCUGCAAGGAUCCAGAAAAGCUGUGGAGGGAAGGAUUUACCAAGCACAAGCAAGGAAGCUUAACAGUGUCUGCAGAAAUGGCUAAAGUUCCCAUUAUAGCUAAGAAAGAAAUCCCACAUAAAGUCAACAUCCGUAAUGGUGAUAUUGCUAAAUAUAUGUCAUAUAUUAAGGUAAGCAAGACACAGCACCAACUGGUUAAAAAUAUAAAGCAUUCUGGUGAUGGCAUUCAGUCGAAGUUUCUCCACCGUGUACUGGGUGAUAUUAAGAGCUUUCAUGUACAGCCAUAUGAAACAUUUGAAGAGGAAGAACAGAAAAGGUUGCAUGAGCAUUGGUUGCAGGUGGCAAACAAAGAUAUCCCUGCAGCUUUUGAGCUCUGUAGAAAUAAAAAGUUGCUGAGAGAGCAGUGGAUGAAAUCAUUGAGACAGGAACUUGCUGAAAAAAACAAGUUAACAAUGGAUAAGGAUGAGAAGAUGGAAAAUGUGGAGACCUCACCUAAAAAAUCUGUAGAAAAUGGUGAUUAUGAACAUCAACCCAGCCCAGAUAUGACAGAUCAAGAAGAUGCUGAUUCCCCACAUAAUUCCACACAUGAUCAUCAUCUAGAGCGUAUUCAAUCCCUCAACAGUCAUCUGGAUCCAAGCCUAAUUGGGUCUAGCCCAAUUGCUGUGAACAAAGCAGUAGGACCAGAUAUAUUAGAACUUACCGAAAAUUCUCCUUCUCUUUCACAGUCAUUAGAAAACCAGAAUCCGUCUGAUGAGGAUGUUACACGAGCAAAGGCUUCUUCUUCGUCUGCUAAAGACAUGUGGCAGACAGAAAGCAUUAAUGAUCCUUACUACCAGACUACUCCGGAGAGCCAUGAGUACCUGUCUGCUGGUGAGCUAUCUCUUAGACAACCCCAAUUUACUGAAGAAUGCCCAACUGACGUGAUUGAUUUAGAGAGAAACAUAAUAGAACCAGAAUCUGGAGCCACUGUUGCCUCAACCUUUCAUUUGGAUAGUGGGGCAUCUGUCUUCUGUUCCUAUGCAAACCAAGACUGCAAUGAGCUGCUUCCUAACUUUUCAAAGGGACCAGGAAUGCUAUCAUCUUAUCCACAUGAACAGAUGAAUGGCGUGAAACAGCCUGGAUUGCAGUUUCUGAUGGCCAAUGAUAGCCUGUCAGAACCUGGUCAGUUCUCCCACCAAUUCCAUGGGGAACAGAAACUUUUGGGGCAGAGGGAGGUCAGGGAGAAGGAGCUUUACAUGAAUCAGAUAAUGAACAAAAAUGUCUACUCUGGUGGCAGAUAUCCAAGCCAAGGGCACUUUUCAUCAGUUGAUCAGCAAAGUUUUUCUGCUCUCCAGUCCUCUGUAAAUGGUGGGUCCAUGGGCUACAAUUGGUUUCCCGGUGAGCAUCAAGCUUAUACUAAUUGGUCUGGAGCUGAGUCUUCAAGCAGCCAGGGUCAGUGCUUGCUUGAUGGUAGCAAUGCAGAUGGCAGCCUCUUUAGUGUUUUCUCUAACAAGAUUUCGUCAUGCUCGCCAUAUGACACUGCAAGUUCAGGACAGUAUAUCCAAGCAAGGAGCUACACCAGUGGGGCUGUUCCUCCAGCUGAAAAUAUUUAUAGGUAUGCGCAUCAUCAACUCGACAAUUCAGAUCGCCAAGAAGCAACUACUGCUCCUUCCAUGAACAAUAUGUCGUGGAUGAACUUCCCACGUCAGAAUCCUGGCCUGCAUGAUUCUAUGGGAAAACCAUUUCUGGGGCCUUGGAACCGGUAGCACCUUUGGCAAAUAUCACAGAAGAUUUGGCCACCUUUAUGGCAAGUAUUGCUUUGAGUCAGAAAGAGGCUUAUGUGCAGAAUGCACAAUGUUUGGCUUCCUAGGUCAGCUGACUUGUAGCUUUGAAUGGGGGAUAGCUGCUUGGUAAGCUAAAUAGCAAACAUAAAGUUUGAUGUUUUGUACAUAUAUAUAUAUAUAUAUAUAUCUAUAUAUUUAUUUAUAACUUGUACA
Elaeis guineensis (African oil palm) is the source of this 3702-nucleotide messenger RNA. The record is from RefSeq and is a predicted model, not a curated record. Lineage: Eukaryota; Viridiplantae; Streptophyta; Magnoliopsida; Arecales; Arecaceae.